AUGGACGUCGACAUGAUCCAUGAUGAAGAGGAUGACCAAGGAGAGCGCCUCAUUAAUGAAGGGCAAGUCGCAACAUUCAACCAUGAUAAAAAAUCUCAAUCUAACAUUACUUAUAGUACGGCCCUCACUUGGCCCACCCUCACAGUCCAGUGGUUCCCCGAUGUCAAGGAGCCCGAGGGCAAGAACUACAAAAUUCACCGCCUCCUGCUUGGCACACACACCUCCGAUGAGAGCCCCAACUAUCUUCAGAUCGCCGACGUUCAGAUUCCAAAAGUAGUGGCACCUAAUCCCGACGACUAUGAUGAGGAACGAGGCGAGAUUGGUGGCUAUGGCAAGUCUGGUGAUGUCGCGGCUAUCAAGUGCGAUAUCGUUCAGAGAAUCGAGCAUCCUGGAGAAGUGAACAAGGCUCGAUAUCAACCACAGAACCCCGAUAUCCUUGCGACUCUUUGCGUCGAUGGAAAGAUCCUCAUUUUUGACCGAACGAAGCACCCUCUCGACCCUACCUCAACUGGAAAGGUCAAUGCCCAAAUUGAACUGGUCGGACACGAAGCUGAGGGCUUUGCAGAUGUCCAGAACAAUCAACUUACACAUCGCAGGGACUUGAAGACCCUGAAGGCCGACUCGAGAAUUCUCAACCCUUCUCGCACCUACAGGCACCAUACACAGAUUGUCAACGAUGUUCAAUACCACCCAAUCUCCAAGAACUUUAUUGGUUCCGUGUCCGAUGAUCAGACACUUCAGAUUGUGGAUAUACGACACAGUGAGACCAACAAGGCAGCAGUUGUCGCUAAGCGCGGCCACCUUGACGCAAUCAACGCUCUGGCUUUCAAUCCCAACUCGGAAGUGCUCGUGGCUACUGCUUCGGCUGACAAGACAAUUGGCAUCUGGGAUCUCAGAAAUGUUAAGGAGAAGGUGCACACUCUAGAGGGCCACAACGAUGCCGUCACAUCUCUAGCAUGGCACCCUACUGAAGCUGGUAUCCUGGGAAGUGCCAGUUAUGACCGAAGAAUCAUCUUCUGGGACCUUUCAAGGGUUGGCGAGGAGCAAUUGCCCGAUGACCAGGAUGAUGGCCCCCCUGAAUUGCUAUUCAUGCACGGCGGCCACACAAACCAUCUUGCUGAUUUCAGCUGGAACCCCAAUGAACCCUGGCUCGUGGCAAGUGCUGCGGAAGACAAUCUGUUGCAGAUCUGGAAGGUGGCCGAGUCCAUUGAUGAGGAGACGCAGCAGCUCUGGGAGUGGUGGCAAGAAAAGCAGCGAGCCACCGACUAUGAGAAGCAAUAUAUCCUAGCGCAAGAUACAUGA
Fusarium graminearum PH-1 is the source of this 1302-nucleotide messenger RNA. RefSeq names its product histone acetyltransferase type B subunit 2. Bases 1 to 1302 code for a protein of 433 amino acids. Gene Ontology annotation, molecular function: histone binding. Gene Ontology annotation, biological process: regulation of gene expression. The transcript has 6 exons. Gene Ontology annotation, cellular component: cytoplasm; Rpd3L complex; Rpd3L-Expanded complex. NCBI's taxonomy places the organism in Eukaryota, Fungi, Ascomycota, Sordariomycetes, Hypocreales, Nectriaceae. The record is from RefSeq and is a predicted model, not a curated record.